Molecule: messenger RNA, 1428 nt
Organism: Hymenoscyphus albidus
Lineage: Eukaryota; Fungi; Ascomycota; Leotiomycetes; Helotiales; Helotiaceae
Source: the annotation of a GenBank genome assembly
AUGGACAUUCUCCGUAACGACGGCUUCGGCCUAGGCACCCAGGAAGCUGUCGGCUUGCAGCAAGCACUCUUCAGUGCAUUCAACAACACCAAUCAUGCGAGUCGUGCCCCAGAGCGUGAUAUUUACGAUUUGCCUUCGUCACCGGUGUCAACCCAGCCUGAGCCAUCUUCAUCACCCGUCCGCAGUCCACCAGAGUACCGGGUCAUUGACUUGGUGUCUGAGGGCUCGACAUCUCAAGCUGCUUAUCCGAGCGACGGCACACCGUCUUCUCAGCAGAGUGGCCAUGAAGAAGAAGAGGAGGAGGAUGAAACUCAAGUUGCGGAUAUGGCCAUGAAUAACGCUGUCGCUGGUUUCGAUGCUUCUGCGAGUACUGGAAUUGACUUGAAAGAGUUUACUCUGUUCCGAAAGUUGCCCGCGGAGAUUCGCGUAAUGAUAUGGAAAGCAGCCAUACAGCCACGUCUUGUUGUUAUCCGAGAUACGAAGGCCUGUCGGGAUCACCGUGAGGGCAAGAAGACCGAAGGACGAGCUUGGGAUUAUAUUUUCAGCACGACGCCCAUCCCGGGACCAUUGUUUGCCUGCAAGGAGGCUCGGGAGACUAUGAUAUCAUGGGGCUAUAAGCUGAGUUUUAGCAGGGCAUACGAUCGAUUAUCGCAAGCCCGCGUGUGGUAUAAGAACGAUGUUGACAUUCUUUACCUGGCACCGCUGGAGCCAGGAGCACAAAACUCUUCUAAUUACGCUCCGAUGUGGCGACGUCCGAUAGACCGCAUGAAAAGAAUGGCUAUUGCUUUCAACAAUACAUUAAGCGGUUGGGACUCGGUGGAAAUCUUUACUAUCGUAGUCUAUUACUGGUGCCUCGGAUCACCAAUAAACCUGCUCAUUGUCGAAGACCAUUGCGGACACUGUCCCUUGACAAGUGGCCAUCAAACAAGACAAUCAUCAAGUGAUCCGUGGACUUGGUUGCAGCUUGAAGAAGGAUUGACUGAAGAGAAGAAGUUUCCAAGGAGCUCCCAUCUUGACAUGAAAUUUGGGCCAUUGAUCAAGGCAGCCAGUCUAUCAGAUAAUGCUUUCGAACCCAAAAGAUUGUUUCAGGACUUGACCGACGAGAUUCGAAAAGCUUUUGAUGAAAAAAACAACAAGAUUCAAUCUAACUAUGGGACCCCAUUGAACACCCCUUCCUCCAUCUCACGUGUCAUGGUUAUGAAAUCCUCUCAGGCCCAAGCACUGAUUAGGGCCAGAAUGGUUCAUUCCAUUGCAAUCGAAGAUCUUGAGAAUGAUAAGCAGGAGCUGGUGAAAAGCCAGCGCAAAUUUUCGGAGGUACAGAAGGAAGUUGAAGCUACAAAGAAGAGAAUUGAGGCGAGAGAAGCCAGCAUCAAAAUGACACAAAAGUCGGUCGAGGACGCUGUGCAUGCAUUGCAUAGUAUUGCUUGA